AUGACGUCGAACGCGAGCUCGCUGGCCGAUGUGACGUCAGUGACGCUGUACGGUGUCGCGCAGCUGUUUGAGCACCGCUGGAUCUUCUUCUUCGUGUUUUUUGCGCUAUACGUGUUCGUGCUGGUCAGUGACGUGCUCGUGAUCUACGUCAUCUGUUCUCAGCGCAGCCUCCACCGGCCGAUGUUCGUGCUCGUGGCCGCGGUUCUGUUGAACUCUCUCGCCGGCAGCGCGGCCUCUUUUCCGCGGCUGCUGUCGGACCUGGCGUCGGGCCUGCGGCAGGUGGAGGUGCCGCGGCCGGUGUGUGUGAGUCAGGCCUUCGUGAUGACGUCCCUGGGGUCGUCCAGCUUCAUGCUGCUGGCCGCCAUGUCUCUGGACCGCUACUUGUCCAUCUGCCGCCCGCUGCGCUACGCCGCGCUCAUGUCGCGUGCCGCGCUAGCGGCGCUGCUGCUGCUGUGUUUCCUGCUUCCCGCCGCUCUGGUGGGCGGCGCAGCGCUGCAGGCGGCGCGUUUGCCGCUCUGCCGCACUCGGCUCCGCAGACUUUACUGUGACAUGUACAGCUUCCUCAGUCUGAGCUGCGGCGGCGGGGCCGCGCUGCUGCUGCAGGUGUACGGCCUCCUGUGCUCCGCGGCCACCGUGCUCGUUCCCGUUAUCUUCGUGCUCGUUACUUACGGUCGGAUCCUCUUCAUCUGUUUGCGCGACUCGCGCAAAUUCAGCAGCAAAGCGCUCCAGACGUGCGUUCCUCACCUGCUCGUCCUCGUCAACUACUCAGUCACCGCCGGGGUCGAGCUGCUGCAGCGUCGCCUGCAGGGCGGGAGCGAGCCCGAGACCUCCGUCCUCAGCUCCUUGCUCGUGGUCAUUAUUCCCACCGUGUGUAACCCGCUGGUCUAUGGACUGAAGGUGAAGCAGAUCCUCACGCCCCUGAAGAGACUGCUGAGGAUCAGCUGAUCCAGAUCCAACCACACCUGGAUCGAAUCCCAAUCCACCAACAUCUGGAUCGGCUGAUCCUGAUCCACCCACGCCAACAUCUGUGAAGAAAUCGAAACAGUUUUAAACUUAGACUUUAACUAUUUUGUGCCUUUGUGCCUCAGCAAAUAUCAAAAGAAAUCAUUCACAUAUAAUAAUUAAUCUGGAUGAUGUUCUCCUGCACGUGGCAUCUAUUGCACUUCUGUCCGUCCUGGGAGACGGGUCCUCACAUGGCUCUCUCUGAGGUUUUUAUGUAUUUGUACCUUUUAAAAGGUUUUUAGUAGUUUGUCCUGACUCUUGCUGAAGGUUAAGGACAGAGGAUGUCACACCCUGUUAAGGCCCUAUGAGACGAAUUGUAAUUUAUGAAUAUGGGCUAUACAAAUAAAAUUUGAUAUUGAUUGAUAUAAAUGUCACAUGCCAGUAUUAUUGUUUUAAAUUUCUUUAGAUCAUAACAUUUGUUAAAUUAAUCUAAA
Molecule: messenger RNA, 1436 nt
Organism: Platichthys flesus (European flounder)
Lineage: Eukaryota; Metazoa; Chordata; Actinopteri; Pleuronectiformes; Pleuronectidae
Product: olfactory receptor 10J5-like
Exons: 1
Coding region: 1-945 (314 amino acids)
Biological process (GO): G protein-coupled receptor signaling pathway
Cellular component (GO): membrane
Molecular function (GO): olfactory receptor activity; G protein-coupled receptor activity
Source: RefSeq, a predicted model, not a curated record